Meloidogyne enterolobii is the source of this 606-nucleotide messenger RNA. Lineage: Eukaryota; Metazoa; Nematoda; Chromadorea; Rhabditida; Meloidogynidae. The record is from the annotation of a GenBank genome assembly.
AUGAUAGAUUUAAAUCCAGCUAAUUGGAACAAAGAAAAUAUUUGUGAUUUACCUCUUUCUAAGUUUAUUAAUCCUUCAAUUAAUUCUUUAAUUAAUGGACAAUGUGAAGAAUUGGAUAGUAAAAAGUUUUUGAAAAUUAACAAAAUAUCUGGCAACAAUGAAUAUUUGGAAGAAGAAAAUUUUAAAGUUAAAAGAGGACGUUUUGAAAUUGAAGAGAAAAUUGAAAAAAAUUGUGGAGAAAAUGAAAAUUUUGGUGGCAAGGAAGGAGGAGAGGACCAGCCUAAAAAUGAUGAAGCUGAAAGUUUGGAGAGUCUUUAUUGUUGGUGGGCAGAACGCCAAAAUUUUCGGGAUCACAAAGCCAAAUUAGCCUCCUCAAGAUGUUUAUUUCCAAUUACUCAAACGAAACAAAAUUUAACGAAAGAAAUUCAAAAUUUGGAAUCUUCUUCAAAAGAAGUUAAAGCACGUAUUGUUUUGGGGGAAUUAUUUUGUUAUGUUCUGUCGCCUUUUAAAAACCAAGAAUAUUCUGAUGAGGAAGAAGAAAUUGAGGGAGAUGAAUUACCAAUACAGCAACAGAAAAUCUGUUUAACUCCAAAUAAAGUAUAUUAA